CAUUCGUUGUACCCGGCCACAGCAGGGGCUCCCGUCCUCCGCCGCCGGCCGCCACGUGUCGUCUCCGCCGAUCCGAGGAGGGCACUUGACUCGUGGACCCCACACUGUCUGGCCAGGUGGCCCCGCCGCUCCAGGGGGCCGCUGCCGCCGGCCUCGUGUCCAGCCCUCCUUCUUUCCCCUGCCCGCUCCCCGCCUACUUGGCACCUGUUCGCGCCACCACACGUGCCACCGGUGCCGCAGCCGUCAUAAUAGAUAAGUACCCCACGGUCACCUGCUUGGCCCUCACAUUCGUCACAGUGCUGCCAUGGGACCUCAGGAGAAGCAACCAAGGAAAUGCUGCCCGCUGCGGAGAUCGAGGAAGGGGUGCAUGAAGGGCAAGGGCGGUCCCGAGAACCAGGCAUGCACGUACCGAGGGGUGCGCCAGCGGACGUGGGGCAAGUGGGUUGCGGAGAUCCGCGAGCCCAACCGCGGCGCCCGCCUGUGGCUCGGCACCUUCAGCACCGCCCUGGAGGCCGCGCAGGCCUACGACAACGCGGCCCGCUCCCUCUACGGCGACUGCGCGCGGCUGAACCUGUCCGACAGCCGCCCCUCGUCCGUGGGGGAUAACUCCACCGGGUCGACGCCGCCGCCUCCCGCUGCGGCACUCGUCAAGCCGGGCUUCCGGUCCUCGUCCUCCUGGUCCAACGAGACCAGCACCGGCGACUCACAGGCGAGCUUCCCGGACAGCAUCGGCUUGCCGGCCGCGCAUUUCUACGCCGACGGCCUCUACAGUUUCGACGAUUAUGUUUCUGGGUUGCCGAAGCCAGAGGAUUUCGGGCUGGAGGCCUUCCACAGCGUUCCAUUCUUAGACGAGCAGGAGCUCGACACACAGUUCAUGAACUUUGAACCACUGCAAGUGUCAUCGUAUUCUUAAGCAGUUCUAUGUGUAUACCGAUAUAAACUGGAUCACCGCGUCCUACAUACUCGAACCGUUGUCUGUCUGUAUACCGAUGCAUGUAGCUCUAUCGAUGUAAAUUGGAUCGACGUCUUCUUCCUUUCUAUAGAUGAAGAACAGAGC
Musa acuminata AAA Group (dessert banana) is the source of this 1057-nucleotide messenger RNA. RefSeq names its product dehydration-responsive element-binding protein 2C-like. Lineage: Eukaryota; Viridiplantae; Streptophyta; Magnoliopsida; Zingiberales; Musaceae. The record is from RefSeq and is a predicted model, not a curated record. The transcript has a single exon. The coding region runs from base 305 to 913 and encodes 202 amino acids. Gene Ontology annotation, cellular component: nucleus. Gene Ontology annotation, molecular function: DNA-binding transcription factor activity; transcription cis-regulatory region binding. Gene Ontology annotation, biological process: response to stress; positive regulation of DNA-templated transcription.